Messenger RNA from Rhizophagus irregularis DAOM 181602=DAOM 197198, 561 nucleotides. The record is from RefSeq and is a predicted model, not a curated record. Lineage: Eukaryota; Fungi; Glomeromycota; Glomeromycetes; Glomerales; Glomeraceae.
AUGAGUGGAUUAGAGAAUCAAUUAAACUUAUGCUCUUUAAAUGAUAUAGAUGAUGUUCUUUUAAAUAUCACUAGACUUUUCUUAGAAUUUUUAAUCGUUAAAGAUUCUUUGGAACUUCUUUUAGAUAUGAUAACAAGAAAAAAAAGAAAUCUUCAUCACUUAUCAAUAUCAAAUAAUAAUCAUAUAAAAUUUCAUGCUGCCUUAAUUAAACUUCUAGAAUCGCAACAAUGUUUGAAAACUCUUGAAAUUCCUGCUUUAUGGACUUCCGAGAAUUUAUCUUUAUUUCUUAAUAUUUUUCAUAAAAUUUCCCAUUCUUUAAUUUCAUUAAAAAUAUCAAAUAGUAUUAAAUGUGUUACUUUGUUUUCGUUAAUAAAUAUUUUACAUAAUUUAAGAAAAUUUGAAUCACUUUCCCUCCAUUUCCAUAAUGAUGAUGAUUUCUUGAAUUCUCCCAUACCCUCCAGUAAAAGUUAUAAACUUGAAGUUUUGAUUUUUACUGAACCAGCUGAUUUAUGGUCUAAUGCUGGUCGAACUUUAGCAGAUUUUUUGGCUGCAAUUCGCUGA